Molecule: messenger RNA, 2781 nt
Organism: Eublepharis macularius
Lineage: Eukaryota; Metazoa; Chordata; Lepidosauria; Squamata; Eublepharidae
Gene: WHRN
Product: whirlin
Exons: 14
Coding region: 1-2781 (926 amino acids)
Biological process (GO): auditory receptor cell stereocilium organization; sensory perception of sound
Cellular component (GO): cilium; stereocilia ankle link complex; photoreceptor inner segment
Molecular function (GO): protein binding
Source: RefSeq, a predicted model, not a curated record
AUGAGCGCGGAUCUGGACCGCGCGUCUCUCAACUCGUGCGCUUCCUCCUCCGCCUCUUUGGGCUCCGCUACGGGGGCGCCGCCGGCCCUUGGGGGGCAGCCGGCCGGGGCAGGGAUCCGGCUGCUGUCGGCCAACGUGCGGAAGCUCCACGGGGCGCUCAACCUGCUGCUGAGCGAAGCCGAGCGGGAGCAGUUCAUCCACUGCCUGAACGUCUACCACUGCCGGAGGAACGUCUUCGACCUGGUGCAGACCCUCAAGGUCCUCCUGGACGGCCCGGAGAAGAGGCAGCUGCUGCCCAUGCUGCGCUUGGUCAUCCCCCGCUCCGACCAGCUCCUCUUCGACCAAUACACCUCCGAGGGGCUCUACCUAAAGGCCGACUUCGUGCCCGGGAACGCCAACGGGGGGGAGGUCAGGCAGGUGACCCUCAAGAGGAACAAAGCCCAGGAGGGCUUGGGCUUCAGCAUCCGAGGCGGCUCCGAGCACGGCGUGGGCAUCUACGUCUCCCUGGUGGAGCCUGGGUCCCUGGCCGAGAAGGAGGGCCUCCGAGUCGGCGACCAGAUCUUGAAAGUCAACGACAAAGCCCUGGACAAGGUGACGCACGCCGAGGCUGUCAAGGCUCUGAAAGGGUCCAAGAAGCUGAAUCUUUCUGUCCUCUCGGUCGGACGCAUCCCUGGGGGUUACGUCACCAAUCACAUCUACACUUGGGUGGAUCCCCAGGGCCGAAGCGUUUCCCCACCCACUGGCCUGCCUCAGCACCAGAGCAGUUCCCUGCGCAAGGAAGGCGAGAAGAGGAGCCAUCUCCAACUUCUGCAAGAAGGGGACGAGAAGAAGGUGAACUUGGUGCUGAACGAAGGGCGGUCUCUGGGCCUCAUGAUCCGCGGAGGAGCCGAAUAUGCCCUUGGAAUUUACAUCACAGGCGUGGACAAAGGCUCCGAAGCAGAAAGCACUGGCUUGAAGGUUGGGGAUCAGAUUCUGGAGGUGAAUGGCAGAAGUUUCCUGAGUAUCCCACACGACGAAGCGGUGAAACUCCUCAAGUCCUCGCGCCACCUCAUCAUGACUGUCAAAGACAUUGGGCGGUUGCCUCAUGCUCGGACCACAGUAGAUGAGACCAAAUGGAUUGCCAGUUCUCAGAUUGGAGAGACCGUGGUCAACCCAGCAGGUUCAGGGCCUCAGGCCAUUGGAGACCACAUAGCAGAGGUGACCACCAAGCCCUCUUUUUACAGGGGUCUGGCAGGAUCCCAGGUAACCCUGAGCAGCCUCAUGAACCAAAGUCGAGUCAUGUUGGAAGAGCAUGCACGCCAUCUCCUGAAUGAGCCAGAGAGAGCCACGAUGGGCUACUACCUGGAUGAGUACAAGGAGGACAACAUCUCGGUGGAUGCCCUUGUCAUGGCCCUCUUUGAACUGCUCAACACUCAUGCCAAGUUCUCACUGUUGUCCGAGGUUAGGGGGGUAAUAUCUCCUCAGGACCUCGACCGUUUCGACAACUUGGUCCUGAAGAGAGAGAUUGAAUUCAUGAAAGCUCGGCAGCCCUCCGGGACAGGGACUGGCACAGACUCCUACUCCAUCAUGUCUUACAGCGACACCGUCUCUUCUACCGGGAGUCACUUCACCUCCACUACAGUCAGCUCGGCUCGGAAUACAUCCGACUUGGAAGGGAGUGGAAACGGAUGCCAGAGCAGCAUCAAUGCUCUACCGGAUAUCUCCCUGGAUGAGGUCUCAUCUUUCUCUGAGGAACCUCCGGCUUUCAAGCCUCCGCCACCCAGUCCUUCUUCUCAAACAGCGGACUCCUCCACUUCCCAGAACAGAAACCCAGCAAAAGAUACCCUCAAGAGGCCUUCCUCGGAAUCUUCCCAGUCAGGCUUGUUCUUCAUGGCUCCGCGGGUCCCCACGCCGUCUCCCAGCCUCUCAGAGAAGGACACCAGCAGCAUUGCCUCUACAGCCACUUCCUCCACGGAGGAUUCUGCCUCCAGCACCAUCUAUGCAUCCAUCUCCAGAAGGCCUAUGGAUGCUCACUUGUCAUUGGUCAACCAACACCCAAUAGGACCUUUCCCCAGGGUCCAAUCACCGACCAGGUUGAAGACUCCUUCCCCUGAGGCUACUCCGGCCAGCAGUCUCCCAAGCCCCAAAGCAUUGUCCCCUUCUCCUCCUCCUCCACCAUCCCACCCGGCUCCUCCUCCCCCCAGUGAAAAGGGUGGCCCAGAGUCCAGCACCACGCAGCAUUUCAUCAUGGUGGAAGUCCAUCGGCCCAACAGUGAGCCAGAUGUCAACGAAGUGAGGUCUUUGCCCCAAGCUAGAGUUUCCACGCUUUCCCAGCUCUCCGACAGCGGGCAGACUCUUAGUGAAGACAGCGGCGUGGACAUCGGGGAUGCAGAGCUAAGCACCAAAGACAGGAGCCGGCUGCAGGGUCCUAUCAAGAGCAGAAGUCCCCAGGAAGCAUUGAGGAGUGAUGGGCAGGCUGAAACAGGCCCCAAACCACCAGGCCUCUUGGAGCCAACGUCCCAUCUGAUCCGGGUGACAAAGAGCGCACCGACUCUUGGAAUCGCCAUUGAGGGGGGAGCCAACACUCGGCAGCCCCUGCCUCGAAUAGUGACCAUACAGCGAGGAGGUUCUGCCCACAACUGCGGGAAGCUGAAGGUGGGCCACGUGAUCCUGGAAGUAAAUGGCAUGGCCCUACGGGGGAAAGAGCACCGUGAAGCGGCCCGCAUCAUCGCAGAGGCCUUUAAGACGAAGGAGAAAGACUAUGUUGAUUUCCUGGUCACUGAAUUUAACAUUGCACUUUAG